CGGGCCGGCCGCGGCGCCGGGAGCCGGAGCGAUGCCGCGCCGCCCUGCGCCCGCGCUGGCCCCGGCCGCCUGGCUGCUGUUGGCCGGGCUGCUGUGCGGCGGCGGGGUCUGGGCCGCGCGAGUUAACAAGCACAAGCCAUGGCUGGAGCCCACGUACCAUGGCUUAGUGACAGAGAGCGACAGCACUGUGCUCCUGGACCCCCCGCUCAUUGCCCUGGACAAGGAUGCCCCUCUGCGCUUUGCAGAGAGUUUUGAGGUGACAGUCACCAAAGAAGGUGAGAUUUGUGGAUUUAAAAUUCAUGGGCAGAAUGUCCCCUUUGAUGCAGUGGUAGUGGAUAAAUCCACUGGUGAGGGAAUUAUUCGCUCAAAAGAGAAACUGGACUGUGAACUUCAGAAAGAUUACACGUUCUCCAUCCAGGCCUACGACUGCGGGAAGGGACCGGAUGGGGCCAACGUGAAAAAGUCUCAUAAAGCCACUGUCCACAUUCAGGUGAAUGAUGUGAAUGAGUACGCACCUGUGUUCAAGGAGAAGUCCUACAAAGCCACCGUCGUGGAGGGCAAGCAGUAUGACAGCAUCCUGAGGGUGGAGGCGCUGGACGCAGACUGCUCUCCGCAGUUCAGCCAGAUCUGCAGCUACGAAAUUGUCACUCCAGACGUGCCCUUCACCGUGGACAAAGAUGGUUAUAUAAAAAACACAGAGAAGCUGAACUACGGGAAGGAGCACCAGUACAAGCUGACGGUCACGGCCUACGACUGCGGGAAGAAAAGGGCAACAGAAGACGUGCUGGUGAAGAUCAGCAUCAAGCCCACCUGCGCCCCGGGGUGGCAAGGAUGGAACAACAGGGUCGAGUACGAGCCCGGCACCGGCGCCUUGACUCUCUUCCCAAACGUCCACCUGGAGACGUGUGACGAGUCGGUGGCCUUGGUGCAGGCGACGGUGGAGCUGGAGACCAGCCACAUAGGGAAGGGCUGUGACCGUGACACCUACUCGGAGAAGUCCCUUCACCGGCUGUGUGGUGCUGCGUCCGGCACCGCCGAGCUGCUCCCCUCCCCGAGCGGCUCCUCCAACUGGACCAUCGGCCUCCCCACCGACAACGGCCACGACAGCGACCAGGUCUUCGAGUUCAACGGCACUCAGGCCGUGAGGAUCCCAGACGGUGUGGUUUCCAUCAACCCCAAAGAGCCUUUCACGAUUUCUGUGUGGAUGCGGCAUGGGCCGUUUGGCAGGAAGAAGGAGACGGUUCUUUGCAGUUCAGACAAAACAGAUAUGAACCGGCACCAUUAUUCACUCUAUGUCCACGGCUGCCGGCUUGUUUUCCUCCUCCGUCAGGAUCCUUCAGAAGAGAAGAAAUACAAACCUGCAGAAUUCCACUGGAAGUUGAAUCAGGUUUGUGACGAGGAGUGGCAUCACUACGUCCUCAACGUGGAAAUUUCAAGCGUGGCUCUCUACGUGGACGGCGUUUCUCAUGAGCCCUUCGCUGUGACCGAAGAUUACCCGCUGCAUCCAGCCAAGAUCGAAACUCAGCUCGUGGUUGGGGCCUGCUGGCAAGAGUAUUCAGGAGUUGAAAAUGACAAUGAAACUGAGCCUGUGCCUGUGGCCUCUGCAGGUGGUGACCUGCACAUGACCCAGUUUUUCCGAGGUAAUCUGGCUGGCCUGACGAUCCGUUCUGGGAAACUUGCAGAUAAGAAGGUGAUAGACUGUCUGUAUACCUGCAAAGAGGGGCUGGACCUGCACGUCCCUGAAGACAGCAGCAGAGGCAUAAAGAUCCAAGCCAACCCCAGUCAGUCGGUGUUGACCUUGGAGGGAGAGGAUGUUGGGGAGUUGGAUAAGGCCAUGCAGCACAUUUCCUACCUGAAUUCACGACAGUUCCCCACCCCUGGAAUCCGAAGACUCAAAAUCACCAGCACGGUCAAGUGUUUCAACGAGGCCGCCUGCAUCUCCAUCCCCGCGGUGGACGGCUACGUGAUGGUUCUACAGCCGGAAGAGCCCAAGAUCAGCCUGAGUGGCGUCCACCAUUUUGCUCGAGCGUCUUCUGAAUUUGAAAGCUCAGAGGGUGUGUUCCUUUUCCCUGAGCUUCGGAUCAUCAGCACCAUCACGAGAGAAGUGGAGCCUGAAGGGGAGGGGGACGAGGACCCCACAGUUCAAGAGUCACUGGUGUCUGAGGAGAUCGUGCACGACCUGGACACCUGUGAAGUCACGGUGGAGGGAGAGGAGCUGAACCGAGAGCAGGAGAGCCUGGAGGUGGACGCAGCCCGCCUGCAGCAGAAGGGCAUUGAAGUCAGCAGCUCUGAGCUGGGUGUGGUCUUCACGGGUGUCGGCACCAUGGCCAGCUACGAGGAGGUCUUACGCCUUCUGCGGUAUCGGAACUGGCACACCAGGUCUUUGCUGGACCGGAAGUUCAAGCUCAUCUGCUCCGAGCUGAAUGGCCGCUACGUCAGCAAUGAGUUCCAGGUGGAGGUGAACGUCAUCCACACGGCCAAUCCCAUGGAGCACGCCAGCCACAUGGCCGCCCAGCCACAGUUCGUCCACCCCGAGCACCGCUCCUUCAUUGAUCUCUCGGGUCACAACCUGGCCAACCCUCACCCGUUCGCAGUCGUCCCCAGCACCGCCACCGUCGUGAUUGUGGUGUGUGUCAGCUUCCUGGUGUUCAUGAUCAUCCUGGGGGUGUUCCGGAUCCGGGCCGCCCAUCAGAGGACCAUGCGGGACCAGGACACUGGGAAGGAGAACGAGAUGGACUGGGACGACUCUGCCUUGACCAUCACCGUAAACCCCAUGGAGACGUAUGAGGACCAGCACAGCAGCGAGGAGGAGGAGGAGGAGGAAGAGGAAGAGGAGAGUGAAGACGGAGACGAGGAAGACGACAUCACCAGUGCUGAGUCGGAGAGCAGCGAGGAGGAGGAAGGGGAACACGGGGACCAGCAGACGGCAAACAGGCAGCAGCAGCUGGAGUGGGAUGACUCCACCCUCAGCUACUGAGCCAGCCGCUCCCUCCGUCACCUCCCUUCUUGCUUCAGGAGACUCUGCUGUCAUCUCCGUCCCCGCCCUAAGGGUCCACGAUGUACAAAGUCAUUCUGGCCAGUAGGUCUGCAGACCCUCCCCACCGCCCAUCUCUGCCCGUGCUUGGUGUGUAGGACCGUAGGCCCCCUUGCUCUCUCCCUGCCUCCGCCUGAUGGCGCGUAAGUUACGUGAGGAGCUGACACUCUCCGGAAAAGUUGUUGUGAUUGGACUCGUUGGCAAAGGGUUAAAAUUGCUCGCUCCCACCUGGUAAUCCUUUUUUUCUUUUUCUUUUUUUUUUAAUUUUUAUUUUUUCCAAACUAGUGCAUGUAUAAAAUGGCAGAAUGGGGAUUAAUAUGUAGAUGAUGAACUGACUUUUUAAUAUUUUGUAAAUAAAUUGGGAUUCCUUGUGUCCUUUGUGCUAGUGUAAACCAGGGCCGGGUGCAAAGUGAAGUAGGAGACGCUGAGCGUGGGAGGGACCGAGGCUCCUGCCCCUGGGUGUCUGCCCGACUCGGGCAGCCCUGGGCACUCACGGCCUCGGGUCUCAGGCCUUGGCGUGUGGACGGGGCAGCCAGGGGCACAGACAUCAGUGUGCUGCCUGGCAGGAAGGGACCAGGUCAGGGACCGCUCUUUGGAGGCUGGAAAUGGCCAGGUCUUUUCUUGGGGGUUCUACCCGUUUCUGACUUGGCAGAGGUCCGCGGGGGAGCUGAGGUCCCUGGCCAUUUGUGUAGGCUUCUCUGAGGACCAGCAGCUCCUUGUGCGGGAACCUGGACUCACACGCGGCCUUGGGGUUUGUACUGAACAUUUCCUUGCUGGUGAGAGCGCGUGUCGGUUAUACGGCUAGGGCAGACCGUAUGACCUCUUGGUUUGGAUCAGCAGGCCUGAGGGGUCCAUACUCAGAACGGCUGAGGAGCAGGUUUGCUGAAAUGAUGUCCAGUGGCCUGAAGGCAGUGCUAGACCCCCUCCCCAGAGCCCCGGGGCAAAGCCCGCGCCCAGCCGGUGGUGAAGGGCAGCGGUCAGGAGCUCAGACCCCUGCAGCACUUGGUUUUUAAUUUACAUGUGAAAUUUCAGAUUUCUAAAACUGGGGGACAAUAAUUUUGAACGCUGUUCCGUGCUCAUAACUGCUAGUUUUGAGGACACCGCCGGCUGUCCUGUGUCGUGUGUGGCCACCCCUCCAUGUACUGUCGCUGUAGCUGCUCUGUUUAGACAACAGCUAGACGCCGACGCGGAGGUGGGAUGUUCUCGCGCUGUCUGUAGCCGCCGCCGUGUCACUUUCCAGAUGUGUACAUUGAUGAUUAGGUCAGAAAGUGUAUACACCACAAUAAAGUUUGGGUUCUAACCAA
This is a messenger RNA of Camelus dromedarius (Arabian camel), 4338 nucleotides long. It is a transcript of the gene CLSTN1, whose product is annotated as calsyntenin 1. Gene Ontology annotation, molecular function: kinesin binding; amyloid-beta binding; X11-like protein binding. The record is from RefSeq and is a predicted model, not a curated record. Gene Ontology annotation, biological process: positive regulation of synapse assembly; homophilic cell-cell adhesion; positive regulation of synaptic transmission. Lineage: Eukaryota; Metazoa; Chordata; Mammalia; Artiodactyla; Camelidae. The coding region runs from base 32 to 2977 and encodes 981 amino acids. Gene Ontology annotation, cellular component: postsynaptic membrane; cell surface. The transcript is spliced from 19 exons.